CCCGCGGCGGCCCGUGCGGUUGGCGGCCGGGAAACCCCUCGGAGGAGCGCCGAGGCGGGGGCGCCGCAGCCGCCAUAGCGACCGGGCCGGGACGGGCCGGGGGGCGCCGCCGCCGCCGCGCGGGGCCGGGAGCGGAGCGCAGCGGGGCCGGGGCCGAGCCGAGCGGCGGGGAGCAGCCGGGGGGGUGCCGAGGCCGCCGCGGCCCAGCUCGAUCGCGAGGGCCGGAGUCGUCGCGGGGCGGGGGCGGGGGCCGGGGCCUGGCGGCGCCGCCGCCGCCAUGGAGCGCUGAGGCCUCCGCCCGCCCAGCCCGGCCCAGGCCGCGCGGCCUGCCCAUGGCGGAGCGGCGCGGGCCCUGAGCGCCGCCCGAGCCCAGCCGCCUCCGGUCGCCGCCGGCCCGCGCUGCCCGGCGCUGCGCAGCCCUGCCCCGCCUGGCCGCGGGGCCGCACCCGGCGUCGAGGCCGUGCCGCCGCCGCCGUCCCGCAGCGGGCGCCGCCCGGCCCCAGCCAUGUCGUGCGUGCACUACAAGUUCUCGUCCAAGCUCAACUAUGACACGGUCACCUUCGACGGCCUCCACAUCUCCCUGUGCGACCUCAAGCGCCAGAUCAUGGCCCGCGAGAAGCUGAAGGCGGCCGACUGCGACCUGCAGAUCACCAACGCCCAGACCAAAGAAGAAUACACAGACGAUAAUGCCCUGAUCCCUAAGAACUCAUCAGUAAUUGUUAGAAGAAUCCCUAUUGGAGGAGUUAAAGCUACCAGCAAAACAUACGUUAUAAGUCGAACUGAACCAGUGAGUGGAACAUCAAAAGCAAUUGAUGACUCUUCUGCAUCUAUUUCUCUGGCCCAGCUUACUAAGACUGCCAAUCUGGCUGAAGCCAAUGCUUCCGAAGAAGAUAAAAUAAAAGCUAUGAUGUCACAGUCUGGCCAUGAAUAUGAUCCAAUCAAUUACAUGAAGAAACCCUUGGGUCCACCUCCACCAUCAUAUACUUGCUUUCGUUGUGGAAAACCUGGCCACUAUAUCAAGAACUGCCCAACAAAUGGGGACAAAAAUUUUGAGUCUGUUCCCAGGAUUAAAAAGAGCACAGGAAUUCCCAGAAGUUUCAUGAUGGAAGUGAAAGAUCCUAACACAAAGGGUGCUAUGCUAACAAACACUGGAAAAUACGCAAUACCAACAAUUGAUGCGGAAGCUUAUGCUAUAGGAAAGAAAGAGAAGCCUCCUUUCUUGCCAGAGGAUCCAUCCUCCUCCUCUGAAGAAGAUGAUCCUAUUCCAGAUGAGUUGUUGUGUCUGAUUUGUAAAGAUAUAAUGACAGAUGCGGUUGUUAUUCCCUGCUGUGGAAACAGUUACUGUGAUGAAUGUAUCAGAACAGCAUUACUGGAAUCUGAGGAACAUACAUGCCCAACAUGUCAUCAAACAGAUGUGUCUCCUGAUGCUUUAAUUGCCAACAAGUUCUUACGCCAGGCUGUGAACAACUUCAAAAAUGAAACUGGCUACACAAAAAGACUCCGUAAGAUUCAGCAGCAACAACAGCAGCAGCCACCACCACCACCACCACCUCCACCACCACUAAUGAGACAAACAAUAACACGCAACUUGCAGCCUCUAAUGAGGCCAACAAUUUCCAGACAGCAAGAUCCACUAAUGAUUCCAUUAGCUUCUCUGUCUUCUCAUUCUGCUGCUUUGGCCCCUGGUCAGCCUGUGGCAGCUGGGCUGCCAGUAAAUCCGUCUUCUGUCAUUGUCUCUGAUCUCCCUCCAGCAGUGUCCCUGUCUCUCCGCGCUGAAAAGCCAGAUGGACCUUUUCACGAUGCAGAUGCUGUUAUACCUCCUGCUCUGAUGACUGCCGCUGAACUUUCUAAAUCUUCCCCUCUGUCAAUCAGCAGUUUGUUGGAAGAAAAGGGCUAUCAGGUUCCUGUACUAAGACAACCAGCAUUACAAAGUCUUCUGGGUCCACAAGGACAAUCAAUACCCACAACUGGUCAUCCCAUGAGAGCCGGUGCAAUUCGCUCAGCAGGCGGCAGGCCAGGUUGGGAACUAAGUACAAAUCGAGGACGCCCGCAUAGUGAACGUACACAAAGGACUCAGGCCCCAACACUGCCAGCAUCAGCACCAGUCUUUGUGCCUGUGCCUCCACCUCCCUUGUAUCCUCCACCUCCCCAUGCACUUCCUCUUCCACCGGGGGUACCACCACCACAGUUUCCUCCUCAGUUUCCACCUGGUCAGCCUCCAUCAGCUGGGUACCCUGUCCCCCCUCCAGGAUAUCCCCCAGCUCCUGCAAACAUGUCAUCAGCUUGGGUACCAACAGCAGUACCAACGGCUCAUUCAAAUGCCAUCCCAACGACACAAGCACCUCCUUUAUCUAGGGAGGAGUUUUACAGAGAACAACGGAGACUUAAAGAGGAGGAAAAGAAAAAGUCCAAACUUGAUGAGUUUACAAAUGAUUUUGCUAAGGAAUUGAUGGAAUAUAAAAAGAUUCAAAAGGAGCGUAGGCGUUCGUUUUCCAGGUCCAAGUCUCCCUAUAGUGCUUCAUCUUACUCUAGAAGUUCAUAUACCUACUCCAAGUCAAGAUCAGGUUCUUCCCGCUCCCGCUCCUACUCUCGAUCGUUUAGUCGUUCCCAUUCUCGUUCCUACUCGCGAUCUCCUCCGUAUCCAAGAAGAGGCAAAGGGAAGAGUCGUAACUAUCGGUCUAGGUCAAGGUCACAUGGUUAUCACCGUUCAAGGUCAAGGUCACCCCCAUACAGAAGAUACCAUUCUCGGUCUAGGUCUCCAGUAUUUCGAGGCCAGUCUCCCACUAAACGGACUAUACCGCAAGGGGAAGGAGAAAGGGAGUAUUUUAACAGAUACAGAGAAGUUCCACCGUAUGAUAUAAAAGCUUACUAUGGCAGAUCUGUUGACUUCAGAGAUCCUUUUGAAAAGGAAAGAUACAGAGAAUGGGAAAGGAACUAUAGAGAAUGGUAUGAAAAGUUCUACAAGGGCUAUGCUGUUGGUGCUCAACCUCGACCUCCAGUAAACAGAGAGAACUUUUCUCCAGAUAGGUUUGGUCCACCUGGAACCAGACGAGAGAAUUCACCAUAUGCUCGGGGACGUAGGGAGGAUUAUGCUGGUGGGCAGAGCCAUAGAAAUCGUAAUAUAGCUGGAAAUUACCCUGAAAAACUUUCAGGAAGAGAGGGCCAUGGUAUAAAAGAUCCUACAAAAUCAAAAGAGAAGGAGGUUGAAAAUCCACUGGGAGAUGGCAAAGGAAAUAAACAUAAAAAACACCGGAAGAGGAGAAAAGGGGAUGAGAAUGAAGGAUUUCCCACUUCUGAGUUGUUAGACAGUGCAAGAAAACCAAGAGAACCAGGUACAGCGGAAGAUGUUAAAACAGAUUCUCUGUUCAUGCUUCCAAGUAGAGAUGAUGCCACACCUGUGAGAGAUGAACCUAUGGAAGCAGAUUCUAUUGCUUUCAAACCAGUGUCUGAAAAGGAGAAAAAAGAGAAGGAUAAGCCAAAAGCAAAAGUUGACAAGGCAAAACGGAAAGCAGAAGUGGCUGCUCCUCCUAAAAAAGACAAUGCAAUAAAACCAGCUAAAUCUUCCCAAGAGAAGGUGGACACCGAUCGUGAAAAAUCGCCUCGAAUUGAACCUCCUGUGAAAAAAGUGAAGGAAGAGUUGCCAAAAGCAGACAGCGUUAAAACUUCUUCCUCUCAAAAGGAUGAGAAGGCUACUGGUACACCACGGAAAGUUCAUCCAAAAGCGACAAAGGAUCACCCAGAAACCAGACCAGCCAAGGAAGAAAAGACAAAGAAGGACCAUACAAAAGAAAUCAAGUCAGAGAAACCCUCCAGCAAAGAGGACAAGUCAAAAAAAGCUGUUGAAAAAGGCAAAACUUCUGAUGCAAAAGCUGAAAAAAGAAAAAGAAAAGCAGAUGAAAAGGUUGAUAAAGAACAUGAAGCAACUUCGAUAAAGGCCUCUAAACCAGAAAGUGCUGAAUCAAAAACAUCACCGAAGGGAAAAACUGAACCUGAUGGUGAAAAAGGAGAGAGAACUCCAGAAAAGGAUAAAUCUGCUUUUCUUACCACUCCUGCAAAAAAGAUUAAACUUAACCGAGAAACUGGCAAAAAGAUUGUGAGUGGAGAAAAUGUGCCACCUGUGAAAGAACCCGUUGAGAAAGCUGAGCCAAGCAGCAGCAAAGCUAAACAAGAAAAAGUGAAAGGAAAAGCGAGAAGAAAAGUAACAGCAGCUGAUGGAUCUGGUUCAACUCUUGUAGAUUAUACCAGUACAAGUUCUACUGGAGGAAGCCCUGUUAGAAAGUCUGAAGAGAAGCCAGAUACAAAACGAACUGUCAUCAAGACAAUGGAGGAGUAUAAUAAUGAUAUAACUGCCCCUGCUGAAGAUGUCAUUAUUAUGAUCCAGGUUCCUCAGUCAAAGUGGGAUAAGGAUGACUUUGAGUCUGAAGAGGAAGACAUUAAAUCUACCCAGCCACCUUCAAACAUAGGAAAACCUGCUAGUGUUGUAAAAAAUGUGAGUAGUAAGCCUCCAAAUCCUGUAAAACACAACGAAAAAGAGACUGAGCCUUUGGAGAAAACACAGAAAACUGCAAAAGAGUUGAGUUAUGAAAGCUCCCAGCAUGAUGCAAAAAGUUCAAAAAGUUUGAUGUCAAAUGAAAAAGGGAAAACCAAAGAGCGAGAUCAUUCUGUGUCAGACAAAGACGCUUCUGAGAAAAGAAAGAGCAGUAUUCAGCCAGAAAAAGACCACUCAGAACGUGCAACUGAACAAGGAAAUGGAAAAAAUAUUUCUCAAUCUUCCAAAGACAGCAGAUCUUCAGACAAACAUGAUUCUGGCCGUGGAUCCACUGCUAAAGACUUUACUCCUAACCGAGACAAAAAAUCUGACCAUGAUAGCAACAGAGAGCAUUCUAGUUCCAAGCGUAGAGAUGAAAAAAGUGAAUUAGCAAGGAGAAAAGACUCCCCUUCUCGAAACAGAGAAUCUACAUCAGGACAAAAAAGUAAACCAAGAGAUGAACGAGCAGAGUCCUCCAAAAAGGGCACUGGAGAUUCCAAAAGGAGCAGCUACAGUCCUCCACGUGACCGAAAGCAGUCAGAUCACAAAACUACUCAUGAUUCCAAGCGUUCAUUAGAGGAGCACAAACCUCUAGAUAAAAAUUCAGGGAAGGAGAAAGAAAAGCACGUGUCUGAAAUAACGAGCAAUAAAGAGUUGGGUUGCAAUAAGCCACCUUUGAUACAAGAAUCACCAGAUGCAAAAAAUGAGAAAGAAAACAUGACUGGACAAAAUGAUAAAACUGGUGUCAAGCCUAAGCCUCAGGUAAGCAACCCCUCACGGCUGUCUUCUGAUCCAACUCGAGAAACUGAUGAGGCUGCAUUUGUGCCAGACUACAAUGAAAGUGACAGUGAAAGUAAUGUAUCUGCAAAAGAUGAGGAAACUGCAGGAAAAAAUUCUAAAGAACCAAAAGAAAAAGCUGUUGAUAAAGUUAAAGAGGAUACAGCAGCACCUGCCACAGCUGACCAGCCUGAAGCAGGCAGAAGUCAAAGUCAGAGCAGCCCCAGUGUUAGCCGCAGUCGUAGUCAAAGCCCUUCCGAGAGUCAAACUCGAAGCCACAGCAGCAGUGCCAGCUCAGGAGAGAGUCAAGACAGCAAGAAAAAGAAAAAGAAGAAGGAGAAGAAGAAGCACAAGAAACACAAAAAACAUAAGAAGCAUAAGAAACACACUGGAAAUGAAUCAGAAUUGGAGAAAAGCCAAAAACACAAACACAAGAAGAAAAAAUCAAAGAAGAGCAAAGAUAAAGAGAAAGAUGACCAAAAAGUUAAAUCUGUCACUAUAUAGAAUGACAGAUAAGAAAAAAUUGACUUAAUUCCUAAGUCAUCUGUAUUAAAUUUUGUUAAAAUGUAAACGAAUUCAAGCGUUGUAAAUAAUGACAUGAAAGACCCUGUGCUGCACUUAAAAUAUUGCUGCUUGAUUAUUUGAUUUUUACAUCAGAGCUUUAUAAAAGUGAACAUUUUGUACAGAAUUGUGAGUUGUGACCAUGUAACAUGAAAGGUUUUGCUGGGGCAUCUUAUUUUUAACCACCAUUAAUUAGUUUGGGUGGAGUUUACUGUACUGUGAAAAUUUUCACAUUUGAAUUUUUUUUUAAUUGCCUGGCGGAAGAAGCUGGUAUCAGUUACGAAAUAUCUGCAGAAUGAUUUGCAGAAUACAUUACAGCCCUGUUAUGUCACUUUUUGAUUACAAUAAAAAGUUUUCAGUAAACUUUA
Messenger RNA from Anas platyrhynchos (mallard), 6234 nucleotides. Lineage: Eukaryota; Metazoa; Chordata; Aves; Anseriformes; Anatidae. The record is from RefSeq and is a predicted model, not a curated record.